Messenger RNA from Parnassius apollo (apollo), 2403 nucleotides. The record is from the annotation of a GenBank genome assembly. Lineage: Eukaryota; Metazoa; Arthropoda; Insecta; Lepidoptera; Papilionidae.
AUGUUCCGUUACAACGACCCGGCAGAAGCUGCCAAACUCCGACAGGAGGGCAGCGCGUCCGUAAUGAACCUCUCCCGGCUGUCGCUGCUCUCCUGGUCCACAACCGACCUCGCCGCCAGCACUGAGAACCUCAACACCACGCUGUCCGACCUGGAAAGUGAGAUCAAGUGCGAACGUAUUGAGGCGCAGCGUGCAGAGCUGGAACGCGAGCGCCAGCAGUUCCUGCUGCAGCAGCAGGAGCGACAGCGCCGCUGGCACGAGGAGAAAGAACAGUUGUUGCAGGCCCAGAAGAAACUAGACGAGGAGCGCACGGCGAUGGAGCGUGAGUACGCGUCGGCGUGCCGGCGGCUGUCAGGCGACUGGCGCGCCCUCGAGCGCGGCUGGGCGCUGCGCCGCCGCGCGCUGCGCUGCCGCCAGCGCGAGCUCGCCGCACGCGCAUACCGCCACGCCGCUGCCGAAUGCGCUGCGCGCGCGCACAUAGAAAAAGAGGAGGCUGUGAUAUCGAACCUGCGAGAACAAGUUGGUGGCAAGAAACAGGAAUUGAAGACUUCUGUGGAAAAUAGCAUCAAGAAACUGCUAGCAAAAGGAUGCAGAUUAGAUGAGAGCACGACACCAAGUCCCGACAGUCCGGCCUCGGAAACGUCAACGGAGAGUCUGAUGCACUUGCUGCAACAGUGCGAGCCCAACACCGCCAACAGUAUCAAGGAUACCGUCGACAGACAUAAGAGGGAGCUGGAGGAUCUAGAACAAGAGCUACAACGGCGCGUGGCUCGUGUGGCGUCGCACCGCGUGAAGGUGGAGCGGCUGCAGCGUGAGCUAGCCACGCUCGGCGCACAGCGGCGCGGCCUCGCCGCAGUGGAGCCAGAAAACGACAGCGACACCCCUCCUCCCACUCCGGACGGCAUGAAACGCAGUAAAUCCGAGCUGGUGCUGCGGAGACCUCACCGCGACUCGCUCACGCCGGACUUGCUAGACGACGUCGACCCGCUCUCCGCAGCGGAACGAGAACUCUUCCGUAGUAAAAAAUUGAGUCUCAGUUUAAGUUUGGAUCCGCUGCCCUCACCAAACUUGGCUCUGCCCUCGGACGAGACGUUCCACACAGCGAGCAGUUCGCCCAAGCCGCUCCCCGGGGACUCCUCCCCCACCUCCCCCACCUAUACGCUGAGCGCAACAGACUCCGCACAGGACGAGGGGCUGCGCCCUCGCUUCAAGCUGGGACCUGCGCCGCCCGACGAUAGUGACGACAUGUCCAGCACUGAAGAUUACUCUAAGCCAAGAAUUGUAGAAGGUCAGUCGUCGAGUUCAGUAGAGCGGUCGCCUGAAGAACGACAUCAGAGGACCAAAUAUAGGAAGAGAAUACCAGGCGAGCGGGCCGAGCGUGGUGCGCGGCGGCGGCAGGUUACGGAGGCGGAAGCGCUACGCGCCAUGCAGCGGCUGUGCGCGCGCAUUGCCGACCAGAAGCUGCUCGUCAUCUCCUCGCUUGAGAACGACUGCUCCAAGGACGAGCUGCACGCACAGAUCGCGGUCCUCCAAGACCUACAAAAAAAAUAUGUCCGGCUGGAAAUGGCGCUUCAGUAUUCGUUCUUCGACAAUCAACCCAAUAGACGGCCUAUAAUGGUGACGCCGAUACAAGAGACGCCGUCAUUGACUCUGUCCGAGAGUGACAUGCAGGUCGCCACCGAACCUGCGCUCGAGCAGGAACAGACCUUCGACGAUCCACUGCUACACAGAUUAAAGGAAACGGAAGCGGAGGCGUCGGAUAACGUGUCAACGUCGAACGACGAGCUGCCGUGCGAGUCCUCGUGGAGCGACCCGCUGCGAUCCCGCCGCGAUUCCGCAGCGGAACCGCAGCGAAACUCAGUGUCAGCGCCUGUACCUCUACACGAUCCUACGAUAACACCAGGCCUGACGCAUCCUAUAGAUUUUUCUGAGGUGGUGAGCAUACCGGGCUGGGUAGUGCGUGGCGCGGGCGCGGGCACUCACCACGAGUACGAGGUGCGCGUGUGGCUGGGUCCGCACUGCCACUGGCAGCUGCUGCGUCGCUACCGCCGCUUCCGCGAGCUCUACCUCGCCAUGCGCCGCCAGUACGGACACAAGGUGGCGAGCAUCCCGUUCCCUGGUCGCGCGCUGUGGUCCUCGGAGGCGCUGGCACGAGCGCGGCGCCCGCAGCUGGAGGCCUUCCUGCGCCGGCUGCUGGCCGCGUGCGCGCGCGACUCACGCUGCCCGCUGCACGCCGCGCCGCUCACGCGCGAUGCGCUCGUCGCCUUCUCGCCCUUCUUCAGGAAGGUACGCAUCGCUCUGUCUCACUCUCUCACAGUAGACAGGCUACAGCUUCAUGCGCCGGCUGCUGGCCGCGUGCGCGCGCGACUCACUUUGAAGCGCGAAGAAACGCGAAGGCUUUGA